UCCUCAGCCUGGGAGUCCCCCCACAUCAGGGUCUGGGUGUGAAGUGAACACAUAGGCACACUGUACUGAGAGAGCACAUUAAUGCAGGCGGCUGCUGCUCCUCACAGCACAGCCACAAGCUCCAUAGAGUAACCAUACAUAGUAUUUCCAAUGCAUUAUUAUUACUCCAAGUACUAGCAGUCUCAUACAAAGCAACCAACGUCACCUUGCAGAUGAAUGAAUGCUGUCUAUGGCUGUCUGCUAACUUCUUGCAUUGGACUGCAAGCAUUUAAAGUGCUCCUGUCCUGUUACUCAGGUGUAUCGAUGCAUGCCUGCCUUAGGCUGGUUCCAUGCCCCUCUGGCAGUGGAGGGCACCCCCAGCGCAUGGCAUGCACCCUCCUCUAUGCAAGGCAAUGAGCAGAGCAGAGGUAGAGUCGGUGCACCGUGUGAUGAGUUGAUGAUCUGGAUGAUGGGAAGAUCACAUGGAUGUAUUGCAUUUACAAGUUCUUGUCGCUGCUGAUGGAUCUGGGUGGACUUCUGCGUCCGGUUGGGCAUCCUUAGUGGCACAGGCAGACUGCUGCCGUGAUGGGACACUGAGGGGAGUGGUGCACAGGCACUGAGCUCACUACCAAGGUGCGCUCAACUCACUGAGGUCUUGAAUGCUUUUUCUCCGCAUCGCUCCUGGACAGAAGAACACGCAUCCUGCAGCACAGCCCGCCAGGAUGGAGGGAUAGCCACGUUUCUUACAUCGCUCAGGGAGCCGGGGAGCUGACACCAACUAUGGCUUGUGACAAUACAUCUGAUUCCAGCGCUCCGGAGAGGAAGAAUCCCAGCCUGCUGGAGCUGGGGGCUCUGUGCUUGGACUCUGAAAUCAUUUUUGGAUUUACCAGUCACCUCUUGAGAAGGAGAGGCAAGAUCGCGGACAGGUUCCCCGGCAGGGAAGUGCCACCAGCCAGGAAAAGGUUGCAGUCAGCCGAUGAAGUUCUGCAAGGCAGCCGCCCUCCUCCGGAGGGAGCCGGAGCAGCCUCUGUGUCUGAGCUGGGACACAUAGAGGGUUCUGGGGCCAGGGAGUGGUGCCCCUACUGCCAAGCAAAGCUGGCUGAGCUGAAGAAGCAAGCCCUGAGACUGGCCAUCCCUGGCACCACUAUGAAUGCCCAAUUUUCAGCUUUAAUCUUCGACAAGCUUCAAGUGCCUGACUAUCUGCAGAAAAGUAGGAAUGACGGAGAAAACCGGUGUGACGUCUGUGCCACUCACCUGAACCAGCUAAAGCAAGAAGCCGUGCAGAUGAUCCAAACCAUCAAUCAAGCUGGGCGCCCCGAUAUUCUUGAUCGCCCCCAGGGUUCGGUCCCUAUGGCUACCGUCAAUCCCAGGUUCUCUCCCCAGAACCUGGUCACAGUCUCCUCGCAGAAGGAAUUGCUGAUGAUUACAGGGCAGGUGGGUAGACAGUUUGGAAAGCCGACAAAUAUUUUAUCUGGGACAGAACGAAAGAAAGGAAUUGGAUGGCCCCAGGGGCAGGGAGCCAGUGUGCAAGUGACGGUGGGUCCCAGUGGCCUUGGUGGGGCUUUGAGCUCAGUGACCAUACAGGCCCAACAAUACCUCGAGGGAAUGUGGAGCGUAUCAAGGGUGAAUAGUUUCCUUCCUCCAGCCUGCCAUCCUGACUCCACAGCCACGGAAGGGGGAAGGGAGAACCAACGCGUGGAGACCUCUUCAGGGCCAAACAACAGUGAGCAGAGUAUAGAAGGACAAUCUCAGAGACUGGUACCAUCGGCUGCAGAGCAUGCUGGGACAUCCGCUGCAGCUUCCUUCUUCAUCAGAGCGGCACAGAAGCUUAAUCUGUCCUCCAAGCGCAAGAAAUACCACCCUCCUCUUCCUCACUCCAGAGAGUAUUCCACCUACUCAACAAACUUCAGUGGUAUUCUCCAGCUAUGUCCACCCCCGGCUCCUCCAUGCCUAAUGAGAGCGGUGUCAAAAAUCAAAGACAAUCCAGGCAUGGGAAAGGUGAAGGUAAUGGUGAGGAUCUGUCCGUUGCAAGGAACUCAUGACACAUCGGAAUCAAUGUCUUUUUUAAAAGUUGACCCACGGAAAAAACAAAUCACCCUUUAUGAUCCAUCUACUUGUGGCCCCUCCAUGCCAGGCCACAGGAGAGCUGUUGUAGCUGCCCCAAAGAUGUUUGCCUUUGAUUCAGUGUUUCCGCAAGAUGCCUCGCAGGCUGAAGUUUGCUCUGGGACGGUUGCGGAAGUUAUCCAGUCUGUAGUGAACGGUGCAGAUGGGUGCAUAUUUUGCUUUGGUCAUGUCAAGCUUGGUAAGACAUACACGAUGAUUGGCAAAGAUGCCUCUACACAAAGCCUUGGCAUUAUUCCCUGUGCAAUCUCCUGGCUUUUCAAAUUAAUCAACGAGCGGAGAGAAAAGACUGGAACUCGCUUCUCAAUCCGGGUAUCUGCUGUGGAAAUUUAUGGCAAGGAUGAAAACCUUAAGGAUUUAUUAGGUGAAGUCGCCACCGGUAGCCUGCAAGAUGGUCAGUCCCCAGGAGUAUAUCUGAGAGAAGAUCCAAUCUGUGGAACUCAGCUUCAAAACCAGAGUGAGCUGAGAGCACCAACGGCAGAAAAAGCCGCUCACUUUCUCGAUGCUGCCGUUGCUGCAAGAAGCACUAGUAAAGCGGAUUGUGAUGAAGAAGACAGAAGGAAUUCACAUAUGCUUUUCACUCUUCACAUAUACCAGUAUCGGAUGGAAAAGAGCGGAAAAGGGGGAAUGUCAGGGGGACGCAGCCGCUUGCACCUUAUUGACCUUGGUAGUUGUGAGAAAGUGCUGAGCAAAAGUCGCGAUGCGGGAGGUGGUCUCUGCCUGUCUUUGAACGCUCUGGGUAACGUCAUUUUGACUCUUGUGAAUGGUGCCAAGCACAUCCCCUACAGGGACAGCAAAUUAACCAUGCUCCUGAGGGAAUCUCUGGGGAAUAUUAACUGCCGAACAACCAUGAUUGCUCACAUCUCAGAUUCUCCAUCAAAUUACCCAGAAUCCCUUGCUACGGUUCAGCUCGCUUCAAGGAUUCAUCGAAUGAGAAAGAAAAAAUCCAAGUAUGCAUCCAGCUCAUCUGGCGGAGAAAGCUCAUGUGAAGAGGGUCAUAUCCGAAGACCCCCGCACUUGCGACCAUUCCAUCCUAAGACUGUAGCACUUGACCCUGAUUAUCCUGCCUUGGGAAGGCAGAGUGAUCCAGAUUAUUCUUCCAGCAGCGAACAGUCCUGCGAUACUGUCAUCUAUGUGGGUCCCGAUGGGGCAGUUUUAUCUGACCAAGAUCUGACAGACAAUGAAGGCCCUCCAGAAUUUGUUCCUAUUAUCCCUUCCCUCCUUAAGAAAAGAAGCAGGGAUAAUUUGUCAACUCUCCGGAGUUAUGAAAAUCACUUAAAAUGCAACACAUUUGCCGAGCUGCAGGAGAGACUUGAGUGUAUUGAUGGCAGUGAGAAUCCUUCCAGGUUCAUCGUUGAAGAACAUGCCUCAGCAGCACUUUCUACAAAAGCCAUGAACAACCAGGAAAAUGUAAAUUCUAUGCCACAGCAGGACAAACUUCCACAAUCCCCCAGGAAAGGACAGAAUAGUAAUACAUCUUCUGCUUUCCCACAGAACUUUUCAGGAUGGGAAACAAACGCACCUCAUCUCACAUUUGAGUACCCACAACAUGCCAAAGCCGAAAGUACACAUUUAGACUCGUAUGGAGAUCAGCUGACAAUCACAGAAGGGCAAAAAUGUCCUGUGCCAAAUGUUGGCAAAUGUUCAGAACAACCAAACUCAUCUACUGAUCCAUCUGUAAGAGAAAAGAGCAACCUCAUUAGAAGACCUCUCCCCAGUCCUGCACCACCACCUCCUCAGAUGAACUCCCAAGUGAGCUCCGAAUCAUGUAGUGGUGUCAGAACGCCUCCUGUUGGAAUGAGCAAAUUGAGAAGCCAGGACAAGCACAAUUUACUAGGCAGCACAAUCCCGGUUAUCGGUAGCACUCUUAAACAGCCUGGUCCAGGCGAUGUACGCAGAUUUUGCUCAGCGGUUAAGGGAAAGGGAUUUGAUCGUGAUAUUGUAACAACUACAGUAACAUUGCAGAAGCCUGUUGAACUUAAUGGAGAAGAUGAACUUGUCUUCACCGUUGUAGAAGAGUUGUCCAUUGGUGGUAUUCUUGAUAAUGGUAGACCUUCCAGUGUCAUUAGCUUUAACAGUGACUGUUCUCUACAGGCCCUUGCCUCUGGCUCUAGACCAGUCAGUAUUAUAAGCAGUAUUAAUGAUGAAUUUGAUGCCUACACAUCACAAAUAAGUGCUGCCGGUGUCAAUAUUGAUAUUGUGGUUCCUUUGGCAGAGAAUCAAUGCACAAUUGGCAGCCGGCGCUCAUCCAUUAGUUCAUGGCUAAGUGAAGUGAGUAUUUGUACAAUUAAAAGUGAUGGAGCACAGACCUUAGAUACUUUAGUUCCUCUCUCAUCUAAUCAAGGUGAUGAGUUUAUAGAUUGUCUGAACUUGGAUUCGGAGAACACAAAUGUUCAUAUAGGCCAUAAUCUAAAAAAUUCCCUAAACGAUAGCGGGUUUUGCUUUUCUGAAAUGGACAAUGAAAGUUUUGGUUCCAGUCUGUUGUGUACUAGCCUUAAGACCUCUGAGCUAACCAAAGCUAUGCCAACUGCUUAUCAAGUGACUAGCAAGACUAGAGCUUGUAGCAACCGGGGUACAUUGUCAGUAGAGACGAUCCAUUCUAGUCUUCCUCGGAAAAAUAAGUCUACCUCAUGCGUCACACACACUAAUGCAUUAAAUUGCAAAGAAGGCAUGUUCGAAGACCCAUGGACAGUGCGAAUGGAUAAUUCUUUAGAAGGAAGAAAUGAAAAUCAGCCAUUUUCUGGUAAAUCUUCCUCUUUGGGUACAGACAAUCAGUUUAAACAAAAUUCAAAACUUGCACAAACCAGUAUGCCUAAGACUGUAAAAUCCCAUGCAGUGUUGGGAUGUUCACAGCGAGUGGUGGAUGGCUGUGAAGUUGAAGCUAAACCUUCCUCCAAAAAAAUUGAGCCUCUUACAAAAGUGCCACAGCUCAGGAGAGGUGCCACAACACUAGGUGUAGUAACAAAUUACAGUUCUCAAAUGGAGCAUGGGAGCAAAGGCACAACAGAUGCAGUUUUUCCUGAUGGCAGUUUAAAGUCAUCAGGGACAAAGAAGAAUGUUCCACAUAAAGGUAGUAUGUUACCAAGACCUGGUGGGUCAGGCCCUCCUGCUCCCCCUGUUCGAAAGUCCAGCCUAGACAGUAAAAAUAAUCCUCUUCAUUCAAGUAGUCUUGAUAGAUUAGAAGGUUCAGAUUUUGGAUGGUCCAAUAUGAAUUCUGAAGAAGAUUCUGAAACACAAGUCAGCAACAAAGUUACCAAAACCGACCAUUCAUUACCCAAAGCAGUAUCCAGCUUAAAGAGUAAAUCCAACAAAUCUGAGUGUGUUCAACGCUAUGGAAGUCAUAUGUCUCUGGAGAGGUGUGAUAGUCUAAUAUCAAUGGGCUCGAAAACAAAUGGGAAUCGAGAUAAUAGUGGUGUCAGUAAUAUUAACAAAGCGGGCAGAACAGUUCCUAGGCUUGGCGUCCCACCAGCAUCUAAUACAGCUACCUCACCAUCUUUCUGCCCUUCCACCAAAAGCAACCAGGCUAAAAGUUCUCUUUCUCAGAAAGCUACAACAAAUUUAAGCAAGAACCGCAACCUUUCAACUAAUGGCUCAAAAUCUCUCAGCUCUUCAGUAAAGUCUCUGAAUCAGACUAAUGGCAAAAACUCUGCCAUCCCUCCUAGUGGCAAAGCAGGUUCACGAUCAGUACAGUGUAUUAACAACAAGCCAGCCAGAGGAACGAUUAUGGGGACUAAGCAAGCAUUAAGGGCCGCCAACAACCGAGUCAAUGAGUUGGCCUCUGGUAGCUCUGGCAAAAUAGGCCACUUUCGAGGAUCAACGGACUCUGAUAGUGGAAAUGACAGCGGCAUUAACCUCAGUGAUGAGAAAUCACAAGCUCCUGUUUUACCAUCACCAUAUAGUAAGAUAACAGCUCCUAGACGGCCACAGAGAUACAGCAGUGGGCAUGGAAGUGAUAAUAGCAGUGUUCUAAGUGGAGAGCUUCCCCCAGCAAUGGGUAGGACAGCCCUCUUCUAUCAUAGUGGUGGGAGCAGUGGCUAUGAAAGCAUGCUCCGGGACAGUGAAGCCACAGGAAGUGCGUCUUCAACUCAUGACUCAAUGAGCGAAAGUGGAAUGUCGUCAUCUGGCCGUAUGAGGAGUUUAAAAUCGCCAAAGAAAAGAGGACUACAGCGGCGAAGGAUUUUACCUGCCCCACUCCCUGAAGUUUCAACAGUUGGCAGGAAAAAUAAUGUUACUGGUCAAUGGGUCGACCUCCCUCCUUUACCGGGCACUUUAAAAGAACCGUUUGAAAUCAAGGUUUAUGAGAUUGAUGAUGUAGAACGACUACAAAGACACAGACAUGAGGAGCCAGAACCUUUCCAAGAUAUGGAGAAGGGUCUCAUGUAUUUCAACACCAAAUUGAAAGUAGCAGAAAGACGUCAGCAGCGAAUUAAAGAUUUAAAAGCAAAAUAUGAGGGAUUGAAAGAGGAACUGGAGGAUACAAAGACUAGACUGAUGAUGGAUCCCAAAAAGUGGAGAGGACAAUUUGAGUUGGACCCAGAUCUCGAUGAAGAGUCUCAGGAAUACCUGGAGGCACUGGAACAGGUCACAGAAGACCUGGAGCUCUGUGUCAACGUAUGCAAAUCUCACGUCAUGAUGGUGACCUGUUUUGACAUUGGAAUGAUCUCAGAUCAGCAAGAUGGAGGCAGAGAAGUGGAAGUCUGAAGAAUCUGGACAGAGUGUCAAAUAAAAUAGUGGACAUGAGAAUGAAGAUUUGAGAAUGAACCUGUAUUGCGUGAAGGGAAAAAUAAAACGUACACCAGAAUGUGAAAAUGUAAAAUUGGAAAGAAUGUUACUGGAUUGAUACCGAUGGUGGAUUGUGAUGUCAAUCAAUAUGAUGCCUCUAGACUAGGCUUAAGCAGCCUGUGGCCCUCUCACUGUGUUGGACCUACAGGACUCGGCUAGAACAUGCUGGGGCUUGUAGUUGCAAAAGAGCUGGAGAGAAGCCCCCAGCUGUUAACUUUAUACAGUUACAACUGAGAUUGGUGCCCAGAAAAUGCAAAGCAAUGUAGAGAGAAACCUUUGGGCAUCGGGAGGAUUAGAGAAGAACGUGGUAGAAGAAAAAAGAAGUCCCAUCAUGUAUUUAAAAAUAAAAUCUAAAAAGUGCCUUGUUUUCAUAUGAAUUUUCUUAUUUUAUUUGGUGCUAGAAUUUAAAGCCAGCAAACCUAAGCAGACCAUUAAAUGUAAUAACAUUUAUACUGUACAGCACAUGUAUAGUUACUUGUCUAAAAACGUCAAAUACGAAACAGAAACAUUAUAGCAGGAGCAAUAACUAAAUUAUGUUUCCAUGCCUGAAUUUGCCUUCUGAGCUCGCAGAAAAGCUGUUCUUUUAUGCAGCAAAAUUAAAAAAAAGCCAAUUUAUCACGUAUAAAGGCUUUACCAAAUUUUUUUGACUUUCCGUUUUAUACCGUUCCUUAUUUUACCGAAAAAUGCCCUUUUUGUAUAUUUUACAAACAGGGAACAUUAAUUGUAAAUAUAUGUAUGUGCGUGAUGAUGGCUCUGACUGUACUGUCCCUGCAGUGGUUGGAAAGAGCAGUGUUUUAUUUGUUUUCUAAUGACACUCUUUAUGCAUUUUUUUAAAUUCAGUUUUUUACCAUUUUUCUAUGGAAGGCAAAAGCUCAGGAGAUACCUGUACGUGCUGCAUGUAAUGUCUGCAUUUGUCUGUUUUGUAAGCAAGGGGCUCCAGCACCGAUUGUUGUAUGAUUGCCAAACACUUUGUAAAAGGUUAAUGUGUGUAUGUAUUAUUGCAUUUCAUAUGGAGUCAUAUUUUCUGAUCAUCUUGUUUUUUAUAUGGGGUUUACAAGACCUUUGUAUAAAUGUAUAAUACAGUACUUAAACUUUUAUCUGUGAAUAAAAGAUACAUUUAUUAAUAAA
Pseudophryne corroboree (corroboree frog) is the source of this 8010-nucleotide messenger RNA. It is a transcript of the gene KIF26A, whose product is annotated as kinesin family member 26A. Gene Ontology annotation, molecular function: microtubule binding; microtubule motor activity; ATP binding. The record is from RefSeq and is a predicted model, not a curated record. Gene Ontology annotation, biological process: microtubule-based movement. The transcript has 16 exons. NCBI's taxonomy places the organism in Eukaryota, Metazoa, Chordata, Amphibia, Anura, Myobatrachidae. Bases 760 to 6801 code for a protein of 2013 amino acids.